GGCAAAAAAAACGAACCCAGCCCCUUCCUGAUUGGUGUUUCGGCUGCUUCCGUGUUGUCAGUCAGCUGCGACCCCGCCCCCCUCUCUCACAUCUGUAGCGGAGUGUCCCCGACCGGCUGCUGCUGCUCCCGCUCCUGACCAGGCACCGGAGCCGGAGAGCGACGAGGUCAACUCGGACUUUUCCCCCCCACCCCACAGUUGACUCCCGGAAACGAACCAGCGUCGGUGUGUUGAGCAGCUAAAAAAACGGGGACUUCGCUUUACUAAAUGAAGUCGGGUCCGCGUGUGUUCAGAAAGCAGGGAGACGUUUCGGUUCGUGUUUGGAUACCGGAGGAAAAGUUUAAAUCCCCGCGCCGCGCCGGGGGGGAGAGAGAGGUCUGUUCACAACUACACCAGGCACCUGUGAGAGUGAAUCCUCUUGGUGCGGCUCCGCUGUCCCACACUGAAGUCUGUUGAGCAGCAUGUCGGACAAGUGGCGCGCCGCCGUGUAACCAGUUCGUCCGGCUCGGCGGAGUUUCGAGGGCUGUUUGAUCGACUUCCCGGUGAACCGCUCCUCCGCACGGCGCCCCCCUGCCAGACGCCCGUUUCGACCAUAACAAUGGCCGGUCUGAGCAAUGUCCACAUGAAAACCCUGGAGGACCUGACGCUGGACUCGGGCUACGGGGCGGGGGACUCGUGCAAAUCCCUCAGCCUGUCCUCCUCCAAGUCCAACUCGCAGGCGUUCACGACGGCCCCGCACCGGGGCAACUGGUGGUACUACUCCGGCUCCAUGAACAGCAGGAACAACAGCUGGGACACGGUCAACACGGUCCUGCCCGAGGACCCGGAGGACAUCUUCUCCAAGUGCCCGCGCCUGCCCGAGCUGGAAGAGUUCCCCUGGACCGAGGAGGAGGUGGCCAGGGUGCUGCGCAAAGUGGCCCAGGGUGGCGGCGCCAAGGGGGCACCCACACCCGUGUUCUCGCCGGAGGCCGUGAGGCGGCUGUCCGGUCUCCUGCGCCGGGCGCUCAUCCGCAUCUCCAGGGAGGCGCAGCGGCUCAGCGUCGUGCACUGCCGCUGCACACGCUUCGAGGUGCAGAGCGCCAUGCGGCUGGUGCUCAGCUGGGCGCUGGCGGACCACUGCGUCUCCGCCACGAUCAGGGCCAUAUCCAUGUACAACAUGAGCGCCGGGGAGCUGCUGCGGAAGGGCAAGUCGGCCCGAUGCGGCCUCACCUUCUCCGUGGGACGCGUCUUCCGCUGGAUGGUGGACACUCGCAUUUCCGUGCGCAUCCACGAGUACGCGGCGAUCUGUCUGACCGCGUGCAUGGAGGCGCUGGCGGAGGAGGCGGGUGCCCGCGUGCUGUCGGCCGAGAGGAGUCACCCGGGGCCGGAGUCCGGCUCGGGCUGCGCCCCGGUGGGCGCAGAGGCUCUGGAGGUGGUGGUGAACAACGACGCGGAGCUGUGGGGAGUCCUGCAGGUCUACGAGCACCUGAUCUGCGGCAAGAACGCCAAUGGUGUUUUGUCUCUUCCGGCCCAUUUCAGUCCGUACACGGAGAACCAGCAGACGUCUGUGGACAGCAGGGAGGAUGCCUAUGCCCAGCUGGAGCUGCGGACACUGGAACAGUCCCUGCUCGCUACCUGUGUGGGCAGCAUCUCCGAACUCAGUGACUUGGUGUCCCGUGCAAUGCACCACAUGCAGCGUCUGAGCUCAGUGCGCCCGGGGCUGAGUCCAGCUCGCCACGCCCGUCCCCAGCAGUCCGUGUCCUGGUCGCCCGAUGCCCUCCACACCCUGUACUACUUCCUGCGCUGCCCACAAAUGGAGUCCAUGGAGAAUCCCAACCUAGAUCCCCCACGCAUGGCACUCAGCAAGGAGAGGCCAUUCCUGCUGCUGCCCCCUCUGAUGGAGUGGAUGCGAGUGGCCAUAGUUCAUGCGGAGCACCGCAAGAGUCUGCUGGUGGACAGCGAUGACGUCAGACAGACCGCCCGGCUCCUCCUCCCAGGACUGGACUGUGAACCGAGACAGCUGAAGCCCGAGUGCUGCUUCAGCUCCUUCAAACGUCUAGACUCCAAAGCCGCCACGGACAAGUUCCACCUCGAUUUGGGUUUUCGGAUGCUCAACUGCGGACGCACAGACCUCAUAGGCCAAGCCAUCGAUCUGCUGGGGCCGGACGGGGUCAACAGCAUGGACGACCAGGGAAUGACUCCUCUGAUGUAUGCCUGCGCAGCCGGAGACGAGGCCUUAGUCCAGAUGUUGAUCGAUGCCGGGGCCAACCUCGACGUGGCGGUUCCACCAUGCUCCCCAAAGCACCCCUCUGUGCACCCCGACAGCCGGCACUGGGCGGCCCUCACCUACGCUGUGCUGCACGGACACAUCUCUGUUGUGCAGCUCCUUUUGGAUGCAGGGGCCAACGUGGAGGGCGCGGCGGUCCGCAACGGACAGGAGAGCACGGCAGACACGCCGCUGCAGCUGGCUUCUGCAGCAGGCAACUACGAGAUGGUGAGCUUGCUCCUGGCGCGGGGCGCCGACCCCUUGUCGAAGAUCCACGACGGAAACGCCCUCACCUCCUCGCUGUACGAGGACAUGAACUGCUUCAGUCACGCCGCCGCACACGGACACAGGAACGUGCUGAGAAAGCUACUGACUCAGCCACAGCAAGUCAAAGAGGACGUCCUGUCUCUGGAGGAGAUCCUAGCCGAGGGGGUGGAGGGCGAGGAUGCUGGGAUCUGCCCUUUCCUCCCUCUCUCCCCCCUCCCCGCCCCUUCGCCGGGCCCCGGGGCCCUGCCAGAGGUGGGCAUCCCCCGGCUCUGCAAGGCCAGGAUGAAGGCUCUGCAAGAGGCCAGCUACUACAGCGCCGAGCACGGCUACCUGGACGUCACCAUGGAGCUACGUGCCAUGGGUGUCCCAUGGAAACUACACGUGUGGCUGGAGUCUCUCCGUUGUGCCCAGCAGCAGUCCAGGGCGGGGGUCAGCCUCUCCCUCCUCCGAGAGUUCAACACGAUCAGAGAAGAGGACUACUGCGAGGAGCUGGUCACCACGGGCCUGCCGCUCAUGUUCAACAUCUUGCGCACCAACAAGAACGAUGCCAUUGUCCAGCAGUUGGCGGCUAUUUUUAGUCACUGUUUUGGCCCGGCGCCCCUCCCAGCCGUCCCCGAGAUGAAGGCAACUCUUUCAGCACAGUUGGACCCGCACUUCCUGAAUAACCGGGAGAUGUCAGACGUGACGUUUGUGGUGGAGGGGAAGGCGUUCUAUGGCCACAGAGUUCUGCUGAUCACAGCCUCUGACAGAUUCAAGUUUCUGUUGGCGUCCCCUGGAGCAGACGGCAGCCCCAACAAGGAGGUUGAAAUCAGUGACGUCAAGUACAAAAUUUUCCAGAUGAUGAUGUCAUACCUGUACUGCGGAGGAACGGAGUCGCUGAAAACGAAUGUGCACGACUUGUUGGAGUUGUUGUCUGUGGCCAGUCUGUUCCAUCUGAGGGCGUUACAAAGACACUGUGAACUCAUCUGCGCUCAUCACAUCAACCUGGAUAACGCGGUCAGCAUCUACAGGACAGCCAAGGCCCAUGGUUCUCUGGAGUUGAGCUCAUUCUGUGAAGGUUACUUCUUGCAGCAGAUGCCUGCGCUGCUGGAGAGGGAGGGCUUCAGGAGCCUGCUGCUGGGACCCCCCGCGGCCCGACAAGGGAACAACUCCACCUCCGCGCUGGCUCACAGCCGGGGAGACUCACCUCUGGAGGAGCUGGAGGCCACCUUAGCCCGACGACUGCGCUCCCUCUACGUCACCUCCCGAGUCUGAGGAGACGAGGAGAGAGGAAAACGGUCGGGGGCAAAUGUGGCGGAAGUUUCGUUUUGUAUCACUGGUACAGGAUCGGAUCUUCAGAGAGACGUCUAAAUGCAGAGAUGUUUUGUCAGCAACAUCUGAUCCCUGCCCCGGCGACGAGCAGCUUCCACGGUUAAUCCUCCACUGGGCCACGCUCCAGUGAGGCUGUUUGGCAGCAGUUUCGACUUUUGCUCUGUGGACAAAUAAGUGUUUCUUAUUUUGUUGCCAAGCACUCCAUCUUGACAUUUAUUGUACAGCGUGGUUGUGGGGAAAAAAGAAAACUGUGCAGCGUGAUGCUUUUUAUCCAAGACUUGGGAAGCUCGAAUAGAGAAUCAACAGAUGGAUACAACAGGUGGCUUCUCUGGAUCGUGAAACGCUGCUGCCCUCUAAUGGACAAAAGCGGCAAAACUAAAAUAACUUGCCCUGGGGGAUUGGGAUCGGCGUCGUCCUGGUUCCGACUGAAGCUGCGUAUAGUGUUAAUAGACUGAGGCGUCUGUUGAAGAGUCACGUGGGAGGCGGCCAUGCUGGACUUUUGGCUUUGUCCCAUUUCAACUAAUAAUAAUAAUGCAGCGGGAGGAAGGAGGUCGACUCGGGGGGCCUCCUGCAUUGAUGUAAACUCAGAAUUUAACAAAUGUAUGUUUUCAAAGAACAACCAGAGAAACACAACACAUACAGAAGAGUGGGGAUGGACAUUUUCUAUUUAAUGAGGAAAAAAAACCUAAGAUGUGAGAGUAUUUAACGGGGUGUUCCCUUUUUAUUUUGUUUGUAACCCAAGCUAAUUAUUGAUAUUAUUGUUCUAAAAAAGAAAAAAAAGUUGCUUUUUUGCUGUAGCUGAGGUUUUUCCAGGUACACUAACUUUUAAUGAGGCUCAUGUAUGCUGAGGUUUGAUGCUUCUGCGCAGGUUAUAGCAGAGGAAUCUCACGUGGGAUUCAGGCGACGACGUCUGCUUUAAUGCUGAAUAUUGUAAUAAACCUUGUGAAAACAAA
Scophthalmus maximus (turbot) is the source of this 4776-nucleotide messenger RNA. It is a transcript of the gene abtb2b, whose product is annotated as ankyrin repeat and BTB (POZ) domain containing 2b. The coding region runs from base 599 to 3766 and encodes 1055 amino acids. Gene Ontology annotation, molecular function: protein heterodimerization activity. NCBI's taxonomy places the organism in Eukaryota, Metazoa, Chordata, Actinopteri, Pleuronectiformes, Scophthalmidae. The transcript is spliced from 17 exons. The record is from RefSeq and is a predicted model, not a curated record.